Nelumbo nucifera (sacred lotus) is the source of this 887-nucleotide messenger RNA. RefSeq names its product jacalin-related lectin 19. The record is from RefSeq and is a predicted model, not a curated record. Gene Ontology annotation, molecular function: carbohydrate binding. Lineage: Eukaryota; Viridiplantae; Streptophyta; Magnoliopsida; Proteales; Nelumbonaceae.
AACUGAGGAGUACCAACUUGGCGCUGCAAAAUUUUGUUUCUGCCGGCUCCAUCUUCCAUCUCUUCACUGGAUAUAUGGAAGGGGAGAAGAAAAAAGAUGGUGGAACGAGAAGGGCCAUAGUGGUGGGACCAUGGGGAGGAAACGGUGGGACCAGUUGGGAUGAUGGGAGUUAUAGCGGAGUUAGAACAAUCACCCUUGUUUAUGACCGUUGCAUUGAUUCAAUUCGUGUGGAGUAUGAUAAGAGUGGCAAGCCUGUUUUAGCUGAAAAACAUGGUGGAAACGGAGGCAACCACACUACAACUAUAAAGUUGCAAUACCCAGAAGAGUUCUUGACGACGGUAAGCGGCCACUACAGUCCGGUGGUACAUGGUGGCACCCCUGUGAUUCGAUCACUGACGUUUAAGAGCAACCAGGGCAGCUUCGGACCAUUUGGGGUGGAAGAAGGGAUGCCCUUCUCAUUUCCAAUGGAUGGAGGGUCGAUCAUCGGAUUCUGGGGCCGCAAUGGUUGGUAUCUGGACGCCAUCGGUUUCCGUUUGUCUCGCACCCACGCACCAACGCUCCUUAGGAGGGUGAGUUUGAAGCUUCAAAAACUUGGUGAAAGAUCAAAAUCCCUAGUAGCUCCAAGAAAUGGUGAAGACAGUACUGCUAAUAAUAACAGUAAUAGAGCUGCAAUUCGCAAGAGGAAUGCAUAGAAAUAUAUUGUUGAAGUUGAAUCAAUUUUGCACUUCUAUUGCCAUGGACAUGAAUGAAUGCGGUCAACUGCAUUCGGGUUGAGUAUUUUAUUAAUUUGUAGCUUGCGUGCUUGAGAAAGAAAUGCUUGUAAUGUAAUAAUAGACAUUUUGUAUCUCCAUUUUCAUAGUUGUGACAUGAAGAGCGUUUUAUUAUUA